Aspergillus homomorphus CBS 101889 is the source of this 1740-nucleotide messenger RNA. RefSeq names its product MFS transporter. The transcript has a single exon. NCBI's taxonomy places the organism in Eukaryota, Fungi, Ascomycota, Eurotiomycetes, Eurotiales, Aspergillaceae. The coding region runs from base 1 to 1740 and encodes 579 amino acids. Gene Ontology annotation, molecular function: transmembrane transporter activity. Gene Ontology annotation, biological process: transmembrane transport. The record is from RefSeq and is a predicted model, not a curated record.
AUGCAGGCCUACCUUCAGUAUCGCCGCAUCGGCCAAGCCGUGCGCAAACAGCUCGAAGAAGAUUAUCCGGAUUUUCUCCGAGCAGAAAAGACCGAUGAUCUGUCCAGGGGGCAUGCUGCGGGCAACAGUGUUGGCUGGAACGCACAGCAGCAGCGGCCUUACGUUCAAUUGCCCGGAGUGCAGCUGAAGGAGGUUAUCGAAAAUGACGGAACCGCCUCGUCCAUUCUCCUUGUCGAAUGGGAACACGAUCAAGAUCCCGUCAACCCCCGCAACUACAGUCUCGCCUCACGAAUCUCAGCGACACUGCUUGUGACUGCCCUGGCGUUUGCUGUGGGAUGUGCGUCGUCCAUCGAAUCUGGUGUUAUGCCCCAGAAUGCCGCGGCGUUCCAUGUCAGUGAUGUCGUCGCCUCUCUCGCGACGGGCACAUACUUGCUUGGAUUUGCAACUGGUUCGUUGGUGUCUGGUCCUAUGUCGGAGGUUGUUGGCCGAAAUGCCGUCUACACGGGGUCUCUCACCCUGUUCAUGAUCUUCAUUAUGGCCUCCGGACUGGCACCGAAUAUCGGCGCGCAGUUGGCCUUUCGGUUUCUCGCCGGGGUCUUUGGCUGCCCUCCGUUGACUUGCGCAGGAGGGACCAUCGCUGAUUUGUGGAAUCCUUUGGAAAAGACUCUUACGUUUCCUCUUUAUGCUAUCUUAUCGUUUGGGGGGCCUGUUCUCGGUCCAGUAAUUGCCUCCUACAUGGGCGAAGGCACGCUCUCCUGGCGGUGGACGAAUUGGAUCAUCCUAAUCCUUGCCGGCUUCAUCUUUGCAUUAAUCCUUCUGUUCCAGCCAGAAACCUACGGCCCUCUCUUACUCAAAUGGAAGGCGCGCCAUCUUCGGAACAUCACGCGUGAUCCUCGCUAUAAAUCAGCCAUGGAUCUCCAGAAAACCGCUCUGCUGUCUAGAAUCAGUCAUGCGUGCAUCCGCCAGUUUAGCCUUACCAUCCAUGAGCCUAUUAUCCUGUUGAUUUCUCUUUACAUGACUGUGAUUUACAUUGUACUGUUCACCUUCUUCGAUGGAUAUACCUACAUCUUCUCCGACAUUCAUGGUCUCUCGCAGGGCCUCACAAACAUCGUCUGGGUAGCGAUGUACGUGGGGAUCUGUCUCGCAGGCAUCUUCGUCCCGAUCAUCUACCGCUGGACGAAGCGUGAAUUCGAGCAAGCCGCCCUCUCACACUCUUCUUCUUCCUCUUCCUCGUCAUCAUCCGACGACGAACGGAUCGAUCCCAACCCGAACAAUCCACACGAACAAUCCGAACCCACCUCGGACAAGAAGGUCCACCGCCAUCACCACCACGCACCACGUCCCGAGAACCGUCUCUGGUUCUCCAUGAUCGGCAGCCCGUUCAUUCCCAUCAGCCUCUUCUGGAUGGGCUGGACGUCCUACUCGAGCGUAUCGAUCUGGUCGCCGAUCGUAGCGUCCGCCGUCUUCGGGUUCGGCACCAUCACGGUGUUCAUUUCCUCGUACAUGUACGUCAUCGACGCAUACGACAUCUACGCCGCGUCCGCACUGGGCUUCAUGACGGUGUCGCGCUACUGCGCCGCCGGAGGGAUGACGGUCGUCGGAGUGCCGUUUUACCAGAACAUGGGCGUCCACUGGACCCUGACUAUCCUGGGAGCCAUCAGCGCGCUGCUGGUCCCGGUGCCGUACGGGUUCUACCGCUGGGGCGAGAAGAUCCGGGGGUGGAGUCGCUUCGCUGUUUAA